Molecule: messenger RNA, 1170 nt
Organism: Gracilinanus agilis (Agile Gracile Mouse Opossum)
Lineage: Eukaryota; Metazoa; Chordata; Mammalia; Didelphimorphia; Didelphidae
Gene: ELAVL2
Product: ELAV like RNA binding protein 2
Exons: 7
Coding region: 1-1170 (389 amino acids)
Cellular component (GO): ribonucleoprotein complex
Molecular function (GO): RNA binding
Source: RefSeq, a predicted model, not a curated record
AUGGCAGUCAGACUGUGUGAUGUGGCUUCUCUGCUUAGAAGUGGUUCGUGGGCAGCAGAGCCUUGGACUGGGCAGGUAAUUGCUGCCAUGGAAACACAACUGUCUAAUGGGCCAACUUGCAAUAACACAGCGAAUGGUCCAACCACCAUAAACAACAACUGCUCAUCACCAGUUGACUCUGGGAACACAGAGGAUAGCAAGACCAAUUUAAUAGUCAACUACCUUCCUCAGAACAUGACACAGGAGGAGCUGAAAAGCCUCUUUGGGAGCAUUGGUGAAAUAGAGUCCUGUAAGCUCGUAAGGGACAAAAUAACAGGGCAGAGCUUGGGGUAUGGCUUUGUGAACUACAUUGACCCUAAGGAUGCAGAAAAAGCUAUCAACACGCUGAAUGGAUUGAGACUUCAAACCAAAACAAUAAAAGUUUCCUAUGCUCGCCCGAGUUCGGCUUCGAUCAGAGAUGCAAAUUUGUAUGUCAGUGGACUUCCAAAAACAAUGACCCAGAAGGAAUUGGAGCAGCUCUUUUCCCAGUAUGGACGAAUUAUUACUUCCCGUAUUCUAGUUGACCAAGUCACUGGAGUUUCAAGGGGUGUAGGCUUUAUCCGAUUUGACAAGCGGAUCGAGGCGGAAGAAGCUAUCAAAGGUCUCAAUGGCCAGAAACCUCCAGGUGCCACAGAGCCAAUCACUGUAAAGUUUGCUAACAAUCCAAGCCAAAAAACCAAUCAGGCCAUCCUCUCUCAGCUGUACCAAUCUCCAAACAGAAGGUAUCCAGGACCACUAGCUCAGCAGGCUCAACGUUUUAGGUUGGACAAUCUGCUCAAUAUGGCUUAUGGAGUAAAGAGUAGGUUUUCUCCAAUGACCAUUGAUGGAAUGACCAGUUUGGCUGGAAUUAAUAUCCCAGGGCAUGCAGGAACAGGGUGGUGUAUUUUUGUGUACAACUUGGCACCGGACGCAGAUGAGAGUAUCCUGUGGCAAAUGUUUGGUCCCUUUGGAGCUGUCACCAACGUGAAGGUCAUCCGUGACUUUAACACCAAUAAAUGCAAAGGUUUUGGAUUUGUGACUAUGACAAACUAUGAUGAGGCCGCCAUGGCAAUAGCUAGCCUGAAUGGAUACCGCCUGGGAGACAGAGUAUUGCAGGUGUCCUUUAAAACAAACAAAACGCACAAAGCCUAA